AUGGGCGAGAUUCACAUUCUACGGUCAAGAUUUCGUCAACGGAUUCUGAAUACUUUCAGGACGCUGUGCUACACAGUCAAGCAAACGCCGCUGAAUGAGGAGGGACAGAGGAGUGAAAUCAAUACUAUCAAAGCCUGGAUUCGUGCGAGGAGCACUGUCUCCUCUGAGGACGAGGCGAAGCGUGUGCUAGCCGGUCUUAGGUAUAAGAGAGGCGAGUUGGAGGAGUUUGUCGCACUGGCGAAAUACCGCUUUCUCAAGAGGCAAUACCCGCCGGGAGGUCCCAGUCACAUUGAGUGA
Molecule: messenger RNA, 297 nt
Organism: Besnoitia besnoiti
Lineage: Eukaryota; Apicomplexa; Conoidasida; Eucoccidiorida; Sarcocystidae
Exons: 3
Coding region: 1-297 (98 amino acids)
Source: RefSeq, a predicted model, not a curated record